Symbiodinium sp. CCMP2456 is the source of this 7416-nucleotide messenger RNA. The record is from the annotation of a GenBank genome assembly. Lineage: Eukaryota; Dinophyceae; Suessiales; Symbiodiniaceae.
AUGAGCUCCUUGUUGGUGGGCUCAUUUCUCGCAGGAUACAGAGGCAUUGUUUCUGCGACUUCGAACCGAUCUAGAAGAAGCUUCGCACGCCGAAAGUCCCAGGUGGCUGACCUAGAGCUUCAAGUGGUGGCGGGGCCUGCGGUGGUGGUGACGAACCCGGAAGUCCUCCUCUCAGAGCCCAGGAAAGAGGUGGUGAACCGAAAGCAAGGGAUGAUCAAGAAAGAGGUCUUCGAUCACGUCGGGGCUGCUUUCUGGGAGGCAGCUGAGCGCAAAGAACCUCUGGGCAGCGUGGUGUUUGCAUCUCUUGUUCGCCGUGGGCUGACCGAUGUCCCUCUCUCCUGGACACGGUCACAAGCCGAUGUGCACGACAAGUCACUGCUGCAUCGCAUCCCGGACCUCCACGGCCUCCAUGGAGGCAAGGAUGCUGUGGCCUCGGAGCGCGCUUGCCGCGCGCUCGGCACUUUGGUGACCCCGGCCAGGGAUGCUUCCACAAACGAGGAGCCUUUGCUGGACAAGGCUGCUCUGACGUGGAAGGUGUGGCGGCACCGGGAGCGGCGUGUACCUAGCGACGAGGACUGGCAGCAGAGCAAGGAGUACGUUGACGCGGUGAAGCAUGGAGCUGAGGUGAUGCAGCAGCCUCAAAGCAUGCGAGAGAUGGCAGCCCUACACUUCCAAGGCCACACGGAAGCGAAGUUGGUUCGGAACAAGACAACAGCAGAAAGCUACUGGACCCGAGCCGCCAAGGAGGGCGAUGUGUGGUCAGCCUGGCAUGCAGCCCUCAGUUACCUCCGCGAUGACAAGGUCGAGAUGGCUGCACCUUUCCUGGACAUGGUGGGCAACUCCUCUGCAGCCCCCUUGGCUUUCAUGGCGCUCCACUUCAAGUUCCGACUGGGCAUCGGCCAGAGCAAGGAUCCGCUUCAGGCAGGGCAGUUUCUCAAGGCAGCCGCAGAUUUCGGGAACUCCAACGCGCAGCUGAUCCUGGCGCACAGCUACAUGGGCUACUCCCACGGAAACAUGGAGGGGGUGGUCCCUCCAGGUGGCCCAGACAAGGCUGCAGCCCUGGUAUACUAUAAGUUGGCUGCUUCAAACGGCCGCCUCGUGCCCAAGCUCAAUGCAGGUUUGUUGAUCGCCCAGGGUGCAGAUCCUUCCAUUCCCGAAAGGAACACUCAAUGUGGAGUCGCAUAUCGCGAGCUGGCCGAGGUGAUCCAUGCCGCUCAUCCCAGCGCACACUUGCUGUUUGCCCACGCUCGUCGUGCUUAUGUUCUUGGAGACCUCCUCGGUGCCCGUCUGCGUUUUGCCCUCCUCAGUGAUGCUGGAUUUGUGAUGGCGCAUUUGAACGUGGCAUGGCUUUGGGAUCAGACAUCUCGCAAACACGCAUCGUUUUGGGGACGAUGGAGUCAAAGCCAAGUCUCGUCGCUGGCUUCAGCGCCUUCUGCCCUCACUUACUAUCGGCGUGCCGCAGCCGCAGGACACGCGCCGUCCAUGACCGAGCUGUCCGUCCGGCUGCUGAAGCAGGCCGACCUGCUUCUUGCGCGUGGGAUGGACAAAAACACGGCCUUUAGUGUAGCAGAGCUUGAGGCAGAAGCAUUUCGCUGGACGGCACUGGCCGCAGAGCGGGGCGAUGCACGUGCAAUUUUCGACCAAGCGUAUUUGCUUCAGUUCGGCAUCGGCACACGCCAGGACCAGGAGCUUUCGCAGAAGCUUUACGGCAAGCUGUUGGGAGGGAGCAACGGCUGGCCAGCGCGGGUAGCAGCGUUGAGUUGGCUGGGGCUCUCGGCUGCCCGCAGCUAUUUCCUGAGAGCCUGGGACGGUUUCCGGCGUCUCUUGGAGUCUGCACAGCCUUGGGAGCAGGUCUCGGAGGGCAGUGAUCGCCAUCGCCCAGCCAGGGAACGGGAAAGCCCGUCAGUCAGCUCUCAGCUUUUGGCGGCUUGCAACUUACACUCCGGAGGUUACGUUGCCUCCGGUCGCCUCGUGUUCUGGAGAUGUACCGAGAAGAAAGAGGGCGAGGAAGGCGAUGGGGCCAAAGAGGGUGAAGGUGAGGAGGACGCCGAGAAGGUGGAGGUGGAAGGAGAGGAGGAAGCCGGGGAAGCCGAGAAAGCCGAGGAGGAAGCGGCUGCAGAGGGAGAUGGCGAGGAGGACGAGAACGGAGAAGGAGAUGCCGAGGAGGGCGAAGGAGAAGCAGAAGAGGCAAAGGAAGAGAAGCCAGGCGAGGAAGACGGCGAAGAGAAGGCGGACGGAGAAGAGGGAGAGGAGGAAGGUGAGAAGGAGGACGAAGGCGAAGACGGCGGGGAGGAUGACAAGGACGAAGAGGAAGAGUUCAGUGAGGAGGGUCAGUGGAAAUAUGGCGAGUCCUUCGGCGCUGCCUGGAAGGAGGGCGACGUCAUCGGCGUCCUCUUUGAUGCCAAGGAUGGAACUGCCAACCUCUCCUUCUCCCUGAACGGAUCCUUGGCGGCGCCGAUGGGGCAGGCUUUUACCAUCGACCUCGCAGAGGACAUGACGCUGGCCAUGGUGUUGGCUUCAGGCGAUGAAGGAGAGAUCAACGUGAACUUAGGGCAGCGGCUCUUUCAGACAUGCCCAUCGGUGGAGGGGGAGGAGGAGCCUCGAGCUGUGCGUGGUCUUGGCGAGGCAAUGCGCAUGCGGCCUGCCUGGAAAGUCCAGCUGCCCAAAGGCGUCAAGGCCUGGCCAGUCUUCGAAGAGCCUUCGCGCACCUCCAAGGGCCGAAAGCCGCUGGAGGACAAGGUGGAGGUCGACCAGCUGCAUUCCACAGAAGACAACUGGGUUCAGAUCAUGGAAGGUUGGGUGCAGACGCGGAUGCUGGUUGCGGGCACAGAGUAUGAAGCUCUGAAGCUGCGGCCUCUGUGGAGCCCGGUGGAUCCUCCGCGAAAGAAGAAAGAAGCCAGGAAGAAGCGCCAGCAAACAAUUUUCGCCACCUUCGACACAGAGUUCGGAUCAAAGCCCGGCUAUCCGAAGCCGAGCCUCCGCGACCGUUUGCAGAAAGAGGCCGGCUGGUCCUUCGUUCGGCUGACUCCCGAGGAAGUGCGCAAGGGUGCGUUGCUGACGAGCUCUUAUGACGUCUUCAUUGUUCCCGGUGGAUAUGCACCGAACUUUGCUGCAGCAUUGGGCGAUCUCGGUGGCGAACGCAUUCGAGACUUCGUCAAGGCUGGCGGUGGCUACGUCGGUAUUUGCGCCGGGGCAUACCUCGGCACCUCCUGGGGCUACGACCUCCUUCCCGUGAAUGUUCUGGACAUUGACCACUGGGAUCGUGGCAAGACUGAUGCUUGCGAGCUGAGCGCAACUGAUGCUGGAAGGCGAAUUGCUGGCAAAACCCUGCCAGCGACAUUUGCCGUACGCUAUGCCAACGGCCCACUUCUGGAGAUCCUGGACUCCUGUGUGGAGUCCUUUGUCGAUUUUCAGUCGCAGCUUCGAGGGAAGCGGGGUACGUAUCCACCGUUGAUGAAGGGCUCUCCGGCUCUUCUCGGAGGGCCUCUCGGUAAAGGCCGAGUGCUCUUGGUCUCACCGCACAUCGAAGGCACCAAGGAGCUGGGCGACUGCUUCCGCAGCUUCGUGCGCUGGACGGCCGAAGCCCAGCCGGACCCAACCGCCACGACAAAGCCAGCGGCACCAGCGGUGCCAGAUGCGAGUGCUACACAGCCCAGCGUGCCUCUAGCGGCAGCGGCCAUGCCCAAGGCAGCGCCAAAGGCAACGGAGGCAGAGAUUGUCGAAAUUUUCCGGAAGUUCGACCUGAACGGAGAUGGCCUGCUGGAUGCAUCGGAGCUAGAAGCGCUGCUCAGUAGCCUGGAUGAGGGGGCGGAUCUUGGUCGUGGAUUGGUAGAGCUCAUCGCAAAGAUGAGGCUCCACGAGAGCAAAGGCAUCCCGUACGAGGAGUUAGUUGCUUGGGUCUUUGGAGCACCGUGCUCCUUCGACCGUCCCGAUGUCGAGACCGAUGGGGAGGAAGAUGCCAUCAUGGACAAGAUGUCCAUGGUGCGAAUGCAAUGCCUGGCUCAGUUCCACAGCGCGGAUGAGACUGGAGCCGAGCCUGGACCACCACAGCUGACACGGACUUGCAGUGACUGUUGCGGAGGAAAGCAGCAGGUUGUGUCCAACGAGCGCUUGGAGGCCUCCGUCGUUACCAUCCAACGAGCAGCCCGUGCGCGGACGAUGAGCAGAGGUGCAGAAGACAUCGGCCAGACCACGUCUCAAGCGGCUGAAAAGACGGAGACCCCGGAAGCCACGGCCAAGCCCAAGGCAGUUCCCAAAGCAACUCCGAAAGCUCCACCUCCUAAAGCUCCUCCUACACCUUCGGGGCCCAUUCUGAAAAAGGGUGGCCUCGACUACAUUUGUUGCCUCGGUGGCCCGGUACUGAUCACCGCACCUCAUUCAAUCAAGAUCGUCCGUGGCGGCGGUGACACCCAGGAGCGAACUCGCAACCACAAGCGUGAGCGCUGGACGGCAGAGAUAUCCAUGAUCGUGGCACGAGAGCUGUGUCGGGCUGGCUUGCCGGCGUCCGUGAUGGUCUGGAAUCGUGCGGCGGGCCCCGGCCACGGGCGACUGGAUCCCAACUACCUUCUGGCCUCACAAUUCCGACUGUCGCCCUGGCAUCGGGCACUGCACCGCUGGGCCACUACUGUAGGGGGCGGCGGGCCAGGCUCAGGGGCGGGCAUCCCUUUGCUGCACGUGGAUCUGCAUGGGAAAGUCUCGGAGAAGCUGCACCUGGAUUUGGGUGCGGCGCCCCUGGAGGAGGUGUGGCCUGCCUCGGACCAAAGCUUCGUGAGGGCCCUGAAAUACAACUUCUGUGCCAAGCUGGACAAAGUGCUGGCUGACUGCCGUGUACUGUCCUUGAAGGGGAAGCAGAUCAAAGUAGAUGCGGACCCCUGUUUGCACGGCUUCUGGGGAGAAGACACCGUGACCACCAUCUCCCACCAGUCGGUUCUUCUCGGCAUCCCUGCAGUUCAGUUUGAGAUGCCGCCGCGACUGAGAGAGCAACUGGUCAGGGACUCGGAGCUCGGUCGGCGCUUUGCCGACGCCAUCGCAGAGAUUUACCGAGACGUGGUUACACCUUGGUGGGCUGCUCGAAACGCCUCCCUUUCUGCUUGGCCUCGGAUGUACCCUAUCGACCCGGCUUUGGCUGAGGAUGUGGAGGAGACUCCACCACGUGGAGGCAUGGAGCAGUUUGAGCCCUGGGCCAACCAAAUGGUCGACGAGUUCCUCCAGAUGGUGCCGAGGUUCUGCGAGACUCGCAACUGGCAGUUCACAGGCUCAGAUCAGGCCGUUGCACAGGGGGGGCCAGACCUGCUGGUCAGCGCAGAGGCGGCCAGUGCUGGACUUUUGCGCUGGCUGCUGAAGAUUGAGGAGGGCAACGAUGCCGUCGAGGUCGGUGUUGUGCCCGUCAGUGAGGUGGAGGAGCCGGGAUACUUGUUCAACACCGGACAGUGUGGCCUGAAAUCCGAGAAUGUCAGUGGCGGAGAAAGUGGAGGCGAGCAGAAGCCAACUUGGCCCAUCUACCAAAAGUUCGUUGAGAUCAUCUGUGACGUUGACCGCAAGAAGGUGUCCUUCCACGUGGGGAGCAAGAAGGACAACCUGCAGGAGGUGAAGACCUUGGAGCUGCCCUACGACGAGGAGGUCAAGCUGGCAAUCACGGGCUGGAGCGGAACGCGUGUCCGCUUAGAGCCGCCGUCGAAGUGGAUGGGAGGUGAAGAGUCGGACUCCGACUCGGACUCCAACGCCGAGGAGGAUGAGCAGUUCUCCAACACCUGCGGAAACGUGGUGCAGCCAUCGACGUGGCAUGUGGCCACGAUCUGCGUCGAUUUGGAGAAGCGGCAGGAGAUGCAGAUCAUCUUGGAUGGUGAGCACCACCUCGUUGCCAGAGAUCCGAGCCUUUUCGCGCCUGAAGGCCUCUUCAGCAUCGAUCCCACUGAAGGCGUGGUGCUCUUCGGGCGUCGGAGGGCGGGAAAGCUGGUCGAGCGGGAGUGGAGGCUUGGUGGCCACCUGCGGCAGAUGCGGAUGGAGUCGAAGUUUCUGUCGGUGGCGGAGGUUUGGGGACAGCAACUACCAAAGGGAGUCUGGGGCUGCCGGACGUGUGGUGCUAGAAGCCCUGCAGACGUCCGAAUCUGCUGGAGCUGCCACACAGCCCGGCAGAAGAGUGCGGCAAGGCCUCCCAACGAUGCGGACCCCCGGCACGAGGGUCUCACGGUCUUGGUGGGCGAUUCCUUCAAAGACCUCGUGCUGGAGUCUAAGGAGCACGUCUUCGUGCUCAUUUAUGCGCCCUGGUGCGAAGCCUGCCAGGAGGUCAAGCCACACUGGAGAAAGCUGGCGAAGAUGCUGAAGGGGUCAAGCAACAUCCGGAUUGCUAUGAUGGACUCCGACGAGAACGAUGUGCCCAACCGCUUCUUCCCAGAGUCCUUCAUACCGAACGUCAAAUGGCCUUGUCACCGGCGAUGGUGGCGUUGGCUACAUUGGCUUCCGGCCGCCCUGAUUGUGCACUUCGCAAAGGACUUCGGAGGCUUCUCAGUGCCUGGCGGCCACGGCCAGGGGCAGAAACGACUGGUAGAUCUGGGCGUUCCGACGAGCGAGGCGGCCGGAGUGGCUGCUUUGGCCGAGGCAGUAGCGGCGGAAGGCCCAGAGCCGCUCGCAGACCCACUCACGCUGCUCCGGUUCUACAGGGCCCGCGGACGCGAUGUGGAAGCAGCCGCUGGCAUGUACAAUACCACCCUGGCAUGGCGUUCCAGUUUCUCUAUCCCGCUAGUGAUGGAUGCUUACGGCGAGCCCGGACAUUACAAGGCGGACUCCGGCCGUGCCACAGACCCUGCCACUUGGACCUGGGUGUGCGCUCCGCGCACCCCUCAGGCUCAGCUGGCCAUGCGCCAUGCAUUCUUCGGUCGUAUCUGCACACAUAUGGCAGACGAGCCCAUCUUGGUAUGGCGGGCUGGCAGCGCAGACUACAAGGGGAUAGUGCGAGAAGACAUGGUCGAUCUAAUGAUCCAAGCCUUCGUCGUUCACCUGGAGGAUGCGCUGCAAGCUUCACGGGCAGCAUCCUUAAGAAAAGGCGAGCUGGUUCGUGCACGUCUCAUCAUAGACUGCGAUGGCUUUGGCUUCGACAAUGCACGGUAUAUUCCGAUCCUGCGGAGGAUCAUCAGCCUGGGCAAAUCCUACUUCCCCGAGGUGACUGCCUCUGUCACGGUGGUGCGUGCGCCUGCCUUCCUUGCCACCUUCUACGGACUGAUCAGGCCCUUCUUGCCUAAACUGCUGCAAGACAAGGUAUGCAUACUGGGCAAAGAUUUCGCUUCAGGCUUGCAAAAGCACACUGGGCUGGAUGUAGCAAUGCUGCCGCUUUUUCUCGAUGGGAGCCAGACUGAAACUGGGAUGGCCGAAGCUCUUCCCGUGCCUACGGAUGCCUGGAGUUCUGCCUCUUCGUCUUGA